Messenger RNA from Diospyros lotus (date-plum), 1836 nucleotides. RefSeq lists its product as uncharacterized. The record is from RefSeq and is a predicted model, not a curated record. The transcript is spliced from 8 exons. Bases 234 to 1469 code for a protein of 411 amino acids. Lineage: Eukaryota; Viridiplantae; Streptophyta; Magnoliopsida; Ericales; Ebenaceae.
UGACGCUUAUAGUCUCUCCAUUCACUGAUGGAUGGAUCAUAUGCUUUCUCAGUCUCGAAGUUGGAGUACUGAUCAGUAGUCUCAAUCGCCUUCUCGCUCUCUUCUCUCUCUCUCUCCGUACCAGCAUUGGAAUCUUUAUUUCCUGUGAUUUCUAAUCAAACAAGCCGCUGUGCGUAUCAUUCACUCACGGGUUCGGUGAUUGUUGAAGUGAUCGCAGUUAAGUUGUUUCGUCUAUGGCUUAUGUACCGCCGCACAUGCGGCACGCUAAGGAUGCAGAAAAGCCGCCUCCCAAGCCAGAGCUUCUCGUUCCACAGUUUCGGAGGAGCCUGAAUUUUGGCUCGACUUCUAGAUCUAACCUGGAGAGAGGGAAAGGGCAUAACCAGCCGUCUUCGCAGGCUGAGGAAAUUGAGUAUGCAUAUUAUUCUAAACAUAGAUGGUUUGUUACUGGUUCGCCAGGUGAUGACCAGUUUCCUUCUUAUGCUGGCCUGGAGACUAUUUCUUUGAAAUCCUUUGAGCAGAGAUCGGCAGAACCGCCUCUGAUGUUGGUGCUGGACGCUCACGUAGCCCAAGAUGUUAAGGAGUCCGAUGGAGAUGUUCGCAAAAGGCCAUGGGAGUAUGUGGCUGAAAACGUACGAGAAUUCCUCCUUUCUUCUUUCCAAAAGCAGGAAUUAGAAGGAAAGCCAACCCUGCUUGCUAGGUUUGGCAAAAUACUUUUUCCUGGGAAAUCUUUAACCAAUGUAGAAGCUGGAGAAAGGAAAUCAGUUUCCGAAACCACCUUGAAGCAAAUGAAGAGAUAUUUGUAUACAAAUCUCCCUGUUGCAUUUAUCCAACAUGUUACAAGUGAAGCUGUUCCAAAGCUUGGACUUGAGUUUGCAGAAGAAAAGGAGUUGUACUACGUAGAGCUAUCUGAUAGCAUGCGACCAGACUCAGUUCUCUUAUUCAAAUGUAAAGUGAUGGAAGAUUGUAAAAAGCUCCAAGUCCAUAAGGAACAUAAGAUUGAAUUGACCCAAGUGCGCCAUCUUACUUCUGAUGUUUCCUGUCUUGAUAAGAAGCUAGACCUGAGGCUCAUUCUGUAUACCAAGGAAGUAUUUACAGUUUUUACAGAUGAUGAGAAACACUGCAUCAGGAAUCUAGUCAAUUCUGCAGUUCUAAAUUCAGAAGUGAAGGGUGGGUUAAGAUGGCCCUUGGGACAGGAGACUUCUGGUGGCAGGUUCACUGUUGUUAAGACUUGGCACACAAAUGCUAAAAUAUUUCAGGGUUCAUCAAUGAGACUUAAGGUUCGGGAUGCAGAUCGAUUUGAUUUCCUGACUUCUGUUGGGGAAGUUGCAAGAGAGGUCAGUCUGAAGAUGACUGAAAUUUCGGAACCGCUGAAGCAGAAUGAUCAAGUCGACUUGGUUACUAGAAUGCUCGAAGACAACCUGAGGUUGAUAUGGGAGUGCUUCUUGGAUUGUGACUGUUCUUUCGAGUAAAUGCCCUUACGUUGUUUCUGAGCCAUUACGCUCGUAUUUUGAUCCAUGUAUGUGCUGCAGUGUGAUGCUUCAAUAUGUAUAAAGAAGCAAUAGACAAUGAAACUGAGACUGAAGGAGAAUGUUUUUGGUAGUGAUGGAGAUUGAACUUGAACUACAUUUGAACUAUUUUAUGUUUCCUACAUCAUCACCCAGAUUGUUACAGAAAUGGUAUAUGAUUUCUGAAUGGUUGAUGAACUUGCUUGUUAUAGCCUGCCAUAUAAAUAUUUGUCCCGGCCGAGGGGUAUUACAGGGGCAAUACUGUAAUUGAAUUACAAUAGUUUGUUUGGAGAUAUUUUAUAAUUGUGUUAAGAGCACAUGAGUAUUAUUA